This is a messenger RNA of Amoebophrya sp. A25, 919 nucleotides long. The record is from the annotation of a GenBank genome assembly. NCBI's taxonomy places the organism in Eukaryota, Dinophyceae, Syndiniales, Amoebophryaceae.
AGCUACUUCUGCAGCGAGUAAUUUACCACGACUCUUAUCAUCGAUUUCUUCGACACCUGCAAGUAUUGCUGCAAGUAUUGCGACUUCCAACCUCAGUCAUCAUGCUGAACAACUAUACCUACAGCCACCUGAGAAGUCAACUUCAUAUCAAUCGAAAUCAACAUCUCAGCCUGAAUAUACGAAUAACAACAUGCCCUCCUCAGUCGUGCCAGAACCGCUGAGACAUUCAUGGGCUGCGUCAAACGGCGGAGCGGUAGAUGGGCUACCAACGAUGAAUACAGUAGCAGGAAUGGCAACAUUUCCGAUUGAUCCAGAGGCUCUCGAGCAGCAUCCAGACCACGACACUUUUGAGUUCUGGGCAUGGGUUGCACUGUGCGCGUUGCUGCUCGUAUUGGCAGGUGUGUACUCAGGACUCACAGUGGGCCUUCUAGCACUCGACGAGUCGCAACUGGGCCAACUGGUGGCGCAACGGGAGGAAAGGCGGGAGAAUGAACGACCAGAAGCGAAGCAGAACACAGGAGCUUUGUCGUCUGCAACAACUAUGUCGUUGAAGAAGAAGAGAAACUCGAAUAUCGUUCAUACGAGGAACAAAAGCGCCACCACCGUACGACGAAAUUCACCAGACAGUACAACAAGUGCGGCUGAAAAUGUGAUCGGGCUACGAUCUUCCGAGAACCUUGAAAAUGUCCGCUCUUGCGUGACAGGAACCAGAAGACCUUUGCAGGAGGCGAAUGGAGGAGAGGAGGACCCAAGAAAGUCUAGAAGUCCACCUUCGGAUUCUAGGGCACGCACAUCAACAGGGGACAUCAACAAGAUAUUUCCACCAAGUCUGGUUUCUCAGUCAACAAGGAUAUCGUCGUGCAGCACCACUGCGUCUGAUGAUCUAUCGCAAUUGGUCUUAGUACCCAGAAGAAGCAAU